AUGCAUUCUAACUUUGUCAGUUGGCUGGCAACCCUGGCGUUCCUGCUGUGGGCGCUGCUGUGCCUUGGCACCCUGACAAACGGAUACCCGGUGAAACCGGAGAACCCAGGGGAGGAUGCCCCUGCGGAGGAGCUGGCCAAGUACUACUCAGCGCUGAGACACUACAUUAAUCUCAUAACAAGACAGAGGUAUGGCAAGCGGUCCAAUCCUGAGAUCCUGGACACACUGGUCUCAGAGCUGUUAUUGAAAGAAAGCACAGAUACGCUUCCACAGUCAAGAUACGACCCAUCGUUGUGGUGA
Molecule: messenger RNA, 300 nt
Organism: Nerophis lumbriciformis (worm pipefish)
Lineage: Eukaryota; Metazoa; Chordata; Actinopteri; Syngnathiformes; Syngnathidae
Source: RefSeq, a predicted model, not a curated record